Messenger RNA from Symbiodinium sp. CCMP2456, 1884 nucleotides. The record is from the annotation of a GenBank genome assembly. NCBI's taxonomy places the organism in Eukaryota, Dinophyceae, Suessiales, Symbiodiniaceae.
AUGGUGGCCAGCUGGGGAGCAGCCUGUGCUGCUGGUUUCCUUUGGACAAAGGCUAGGGCUUCAAGGCAUGCCAGAUCAGCAGUUGGUUAUGCCCUCUUGAGCUGGGCGCAGUCGGUGUUGAUGACUUUGAUGGUCGCAGCCCAGCCUUGGGGCUGUCGCUAUGGGAUUUUGCCAGCCAACAGGGAGAAUAUCUACAACCUUAAUUUUGGCAAGGUACAUUGGGCGUUCAUGCAUCCGUUGGAGAUUCUUUUUUGGUUCCGUAUGUUAUUCUACGUUGGAGCUCUGCUUUGGAUGCAGUGGCUUAUUGAGAGACGGUUUCACGCUCUGGAAAAGACCUCCGGGCGCAAGUGGGGUGGUCAUAAGCUGGCGAUCCUCUUGCGGAUCCAAGCGUGGUGCAUCGGUGUGGCCAUGUUCAUACUUGGUCCUGCUGUGGCUUUGCUGGAAGCGCCAGACACAGUGGUGAAAGGGUGGGUGCUUUUCAUUUUUAUGGUUUUGGCCUGGGGCUUGGGAGGCAUUUUCCUGUUGGCCAACUUGCUGGGAGCCUCCAUCGCACUUUGGGCCCUGUUUGGCUCUGUCUACGAUUUGCGUUGUGCUCUUCAGGAACAGAGGCUGCAACAUACACCCCAAGACGUUGCGGCGUCCCUGCGAGAUGCCUUGCGACUGAACCAAUGGCAAGCUAUUGCAGUGAGCUGCAGUUUGUUGCUCUCAAUAGCGUUGUCACCAGCUGUGUGCUGGCAGGUCCACACCCAGCACACCUUAAGCUUCAGCUGGGAUUUGAAACGGGUGUCAUAUCCAACAGACCACUUGGCCUCAGUUCUUUGCGGCAUCACUGUCCAAUUCUUUGAUGUGCUGGGUAAUGCAUUGGCCGUCGUGCUGCUCUCCGGCACCCAUCGUGUGACAGAGUCAGCUAGCGUAGGCCUUUGGAUUCCCAGCAGGCGUUGUUGCUCGGGCAGCACGCAGACCGAGCGAAGCGAAACCUGGAGAAAGACGGUGGAGGAGCUAUCUACACGUGGUCUGACGUUGAACAGCCUCAUGAAAUUCUACGAAGAAGAUCUUUGCUAUGUUCAUGGGACCUAUUGGUCCUAUGUGCCUGAGAAGCACAAGACUCGAGACGUCGUCCGCAGAGUGAUCAUUCCCCUCACUGCAGGGCAAAGAUGUGCCUAUGCAACCUCCAGCUACAACCGUGAUGGCCCGAAAACGCCCAAGAUCAUGGUCACGCACAACUGGGGCAAUCACUUCAAAGACCUACUGGCAGCAAUUGUGGCCCAUGCGUUGCAAGAGUGCAGCUUUCAAACAGCCGCUAAGAUGUUGAGAGACCCUGUUUUCCUUCGCGGCCUUUUGCAGGAGAAUGGCCGUUUGAACGAUGUCUACUGGGUCUGUGCCUUCUCGGUGAACCAACACGUUUCUAUCUGCAACAAGAACGAAUCUGAUUGGGAUCCUAUUUUCAUGUCCCUGCAUCCUACCUGUAGUUGCCCAUGUGAUCCCAUCCGUGACCCCGACAAAUCCGAAAUGAACAAGUUCGACGACAUGAUGCGGCACCUGGCCGACAAUGGAGGCUGCGAGCACUUGAUUGCAGUCGAUCAAUCCCUGGACUUGUUCAAUCGGGCUUGGUGCAUCGCAGAGAUUGCAGAAGCAAGGCGCCUGGGCAUGCGGCAAAGCUUGAAGCUCAUCUCAAACAGGGUUCUAUUGCGGCGAGAAAGGAGUCUCAGGAAUCUGGACAUCGCACGCAUGAAAUGUGCUGAUAGCAGUGACAAAACAAUGAUCCUGGAGAAGAUUGAGCAGUACAUUUCUGUGGAACGCUUCAAUGAGCAACUGCGCUUCCUGAUCUUUGACGAGCGGUCAGGCUGGCUGAAACUUUCUAAGGGCUUUAGGAGGGACCCUUAA